Molecule: messenger RNA, 4138 nt
Organism: Bactrocera dorsalis (oriental fruit fly)
Lineage: Eukaryota; Metazoa; Arthropoda; Insecta; Diptera; Tephritidae
Gene: ClC-c
Product: H(+)/Cl(-) exchange transporter 5
Exons: 14
Coding region: 218-2866 (882 amino acids)
Biological process (GO): chloride transport; transmembrane transport
Cellular component (GO): membrane; Golgi apparatus; early endosome
Molecular function (GO): voltage-gated chloride channel activity
Source: RefSeq, a predicted model, not a curated record
CUCGAAAUAUAUUUGGUGAUUCCUGCUCAAGUUUGCGCAAUAAUUUAAUUUGUUGAGAUGAGUAUGUUUUUUUUAAAUUUAUUUACUAAAAAUGUUUUGCUAAGGAUGUUCGCCAUAUUGGUGUGAAAUGUUUUGAAGUGUGCAGUAAUGUUAAACUAAUGUGAACGUAGUGGACAUUUUGUGUGUGGAAUUGCACUAAAGUAUAAACUAAAUCGUAAUGGAAAAAUUUCCUCUAAAAGGCAGCAGGGAGAUUGCAGCUGAAGGGAAUAGUUACAUUACAGCCUAUCAGUCGGUAUUAAAAAAGUCGAAUGGUCAUACAGGAGCCAUAGGAGAUAUUACUGAUACUCAGGAUCAUCCAUUGGCUACAUCAUCUCUAACAAAAGAGGGUAACGGCUCUGCUGCUAAAACUUCUCUCACAGUUCCCGACGACGACGACGACGAAAUGAUUGACAUCACACCCCAUUCAAGUCCAGGAGAUGCGGGACAUUCGUCCAGUUUUAAUUACAAACGUCACACUUCGGCUGACUCAGAUAUGGAGGCUGAUCAUUACAUGCGAAAUCAUCACCAUGUUCCAACACAUAGCGCCUUCGGCGAUGCAAAUGAUAGUGGAAUGGCGUUCUACGGUGUAUCGGAUGCACACGAUGAUAUACCAGGUAUUGGACAGUACGAUGAUUUUCACACGAUCGAUUGGCAGCGUGAUAUUGCCCGCGAUCGCAUGCGCCAUCGCUAUAUAGUGAAAAAGCGGCAGGAUUCAUUGUGGGAUUUGCUAAAGGGUGCUCAUGACGCGUGGUCUGGUUGGCUCUGUGUCCUCUUUGUUGGUAUUGCUGCUGGUUUCGUAGCUGGCAUGAUCGACAUUGGCGCUAGUUGGAUGUCCGAUUUGAAACAUGGUAUUUGCCCGCAGGCUUUUUGGUUCAAUCGCGAGCAAUGCUGUUGGCCAACCAAGCAGUCCGUUUUCGAGGAAGGAAAUUGUUCAACGUGGAAAACCUGGCCUGAGAUAAUGGGUAUGGAUCGCAAUGGGACCGGUGCCUAUAUUGUCUCCUAUUUCUGGUUCAUUUUGUGGGCUUUGAUGUUUGCAGCACUAAGUGCAUCUUUAGUGCGCAUGUUCGCUCCAUAUGCUUGUGGAUCUGGUAUUCCUGAAAUCAAGACGAUUCUUUCGGGUUUUAUUAUUCGCGGUUAUUUGGGAAAAUGGACAUUACUAAUUAAAUCUGUUGGUCUGAUGCUUUCUGUAUCAGCGGGUUUAACGUUGGGCAAAGAAGGUCCCAUGGUACAUAUUGCCAGCUGUAUUGGCAAUAUAUUUUCUCAUAUGUUCCCCAAAUAUGGACGCAACGAAGCAAAGAAAAGAGAGAUCUUAUCUGCAGCUGCAGCAGCUGGUGUUUCUGUGGCUUUCGGUGCACCAAUUGGUGGUGUUUUAUUCUCGCUUGAAGAGGUCUCUUACUACUUUCCAUUAAAAACACUGUGGCGAUCUUUCUUUUGUGCUUUGAUUGCUGCAUUUGUUUUGCGUUCGCUGACACCCUUUGGUAAUGAGCAUUCAGUUUUAUUCUUCGUCGAAUACAAUAAGCCUUGGAUAUUUUUCGAGCUUAUACCAUUCGUCUUCUUAGGAAUAAUGGGCGGUGUGAUCGGUACUAUUUUCAUCAAAGCAAAUUUAUGGUGGUGCCGUUAUCGUAAAUUUAGUAAGCUUGGCCAAUAUCCUGUUGCUGAAGUGCUAGUGGUAACACUCGUUACUGGCAUCUUAUGCUUUCCUAAUCCAUUCACUCGAAUGAAUAUGAACGAGCUUAUUUACUUGCUUUUUAGCCAAUGCUCUCCGGCCGACAGCACGAACCCACUAUGCGAUUACAAGCGUAUGAACAUCACAAAUGGUGCCACGUCUUCGAUAGAAGUAACGGAGCCGGGCCCUGGUGUAUAUCAUGCCAUUAUUUUACUGCUACUAGCUUUUGUAUUCAAGCUUGCUUUGGCUGUUUUUACAUUUGGAAUGAAAGUGCCAGCGGGAUUAUUUAUACCAUCCCUUUUAAUGGGUUCAAUUAUGGGUCGCAUUGUAGGAAUUGGCGUGGAACGUUUUGCGUACAGCUAUCCGAAUAUAUGGCUCUUUACGGGUGAAUGUGUUAAUGGCAAAAAUCUGAUUACACCCGGAUUGUAUGCAAUGGUAGGCGCAGCAGCUACUUUGGGUGGUGUUACACGCAUGACAGUCUCUUUAGUAGUAAUCAUGUUUGAAUUGACUGGCGGCGUUGGCUAUAUAGUUCCGUUGAUGGCGGCAGCAAUGGCCUCAAAAUGGGUUGGCGACGCACUUGGUAGACAGGGUAUCUAUGAUGCGCAUAUAGCUCUUAACGGUUAUCCGUUCCUAGAUAGUAAAGAAGAGUUUGCACAUACAACACUGGCAGCCGACGUAAUGCAGCCAAAGAGAAAUGAAACGCUUAAUGUAAUCACACAAGAUUCCAUGACUGUGGAUGAUGUCGAGACGCUAUUAAAAGAAACGGAGCACAAUGGAUAUCCCGUUGUAGUGUCAAAAGAAAGUCAGUAUUUAGUGGGAUUCGUUCUGCGCAGGGAUCUAAAUUUAGCUAUAGGAAAUGCCAAACGCUUGAUUGAGGGCAUAACUGGCGCAUCAAUAGUAUUAUUCACUUCAGCAUCAGCAGCAACACAAAAUUUGGGACCACCACCGCUCAAGUUGAAAAAGAUACUUGAUAUGGCACCCAUAACGGUGACAGAUCAGACACCUAUGGAAACUGUGGUGGAUAUGUUCAGAAAGUUGGGCUUACGACAAACUCUAGUGACACACAACGGUCGUCUGCUGGGUGUUAUAACGAAAAAAGAUGUUUUGCGUCACGUCAAGCAAAUGGACAAUGAGGAUCCAAAUACUGUCUUAUUCAAUUAAUUGAGAAUAUAUGUAUAUUGUCUUGAUUUAACACAGUUCUUUUCGUACUUGGUGUUUGUCAUCGGGAUCCGUUAAGUGAUUUUUCAUCACUUGAGAAACACCUUGUUGUAUAAUAAUUACAUAUUUAGCUGAAUUAUUUUCAAUAUAAUUUUUUGUUACUCUAACUAUACGUUUAGCAUAUACAAUUCGUGCUGGCAUCUAAUUAUGUAUUUAGUUGUAUGUGUAUGAUCAAAGGAUUAUUUAUUGUAUUAUUUCUCGAGAAUUCAAUAUUUUGCUGAUAGGAAAUUGUAUUAACUAUAUAUUUUGGCAGCGCCAAAUUUGAUAAUAUCAAUCUUUCGAAGCUUAGAGGAUUCAAUUUUAUGUACAUAUGUAUUUGAGUGCGCGUUAAGGAUCCAAUUUUUUUCCAUUAUACAAGUAUAUAUAUAUUUUUGAUAUAUUUUAUGUAAAUUGUUAAAUUUAUAUGUUUACAAUUUUAAUAUAUUUCUAUCGAUCUGAUAUUUUGCAAAGAAAAACACUUUAUAAUACCAUAUAGACGAUUUUAUGUAAACUGUAAGAAAUACUAGGAUCAUAUAGCGAUAGAUGUAUCAAUAAAAUGUCACCAUAUAUCAAAUACACUUUGCUGUGUAUUCAAUUUUCUUUACAUCACUACUUAUUAACGGAAGAGAAAUUAAAAAAGAAAUGUAUAUGUGAAGAUCAUAAAUAACUAUAUUUGUUUAUAAACAUUUUUGCUUUAUUGUAGCAUGGUAGAAGAUACUAAUAACCCUGUUAUAAGGCACAUUUAAAAUGUACAAAGCUUAUAAGCAACAACUAUAAUUUCUUUCUUUGUUCAAUUCCUAUAUAGUCUUCCUACUACGGGUUACAAUCGCGGACAUUUUUGUUUUAUACACUUUUUAGGAAUACUUUUCGAGCAAAGUGAGUAUAAACAUUUUUAAGAAAAAUGUGUGCACACAUGUUUGAAUAAUAGUAAUGAAGAAACACCUUUUUUGAAUAUUUUGUGUCUGUGAUUUGUAAGCAAAUCGGAUUAAAUGGUUGAUAAUUGUAUUGAAGGAAACAUAUGAAAUUUUUUAUAUUACAUCUAUAUUAUAAAUAAACAGUUAUUAUACAAUACACAUAUUAUUUUAAAUAUACUUGAAAAAUUAAUGUGCAGUCAUGAAGCAUUAUUCAUACAAUUUUACAACAAAUAUUUGUGUAUAAACGAGAGUGAAUAAUUAAACGCAUAUGUACAUAGUAAAAUUAAACACAAUAAAUUCCAAUUAUUAUAAAUUAAUAUUA